AUGGCUGCAUUGGUUCAAACGAUUCCGCAACACACUAGCACGGUCCCGGUGCUCCAGACGCGUCCUUCCUCCUCUUCAGGCACUUUUGCCUCCUCAUCACAGAUCCAGGCUUCCCGCUAUCAGAAUAUGUCGUGGAGCUCCCUCAAUGCUGGCAAUUCAGGUUCAUAUCGAACUGGUCAACCAAUCGUGGCUCCCUACGCCUUCGCAUCAAAUUUGGGUCAUCCUUCGAGCCCCCAACAACAUCGACAGUCGUGGUCUCCUCAUCUCCGGCCGGAACACCGCACAUCUUCUGCCCCUACUGUCGCCCAAGGGCCAAUGAUGCCUUACGGGGCCACCCCUCGAGUCGCCCAUCCUGCAGCUGGUUCUGUAUCGAAUACUUCCUCUUCUACCCCAUCUUUUCAUUCCUAUGUUUCCAAGGACGACAGCGCAAUCCCCUCCAGGAAACUGAGGGGUGACCAGCCUCUACGUCCUCUUUCCACCGCCAACCUUCCAACUCCCUCCAUCAUGAACAUUUCCUCGCCCGCCGGGUCUGCUAAACCUUCCCCGAAUCGAUAUCGCCGGCCCCAGCGUGCUGAGGGUGCACGCGAUCAGUCACCCGCACCCGUUCCGGCAUCGGCAUCGGCAUCGGCAUCACCUGCUGAGGAGAAGACAGCCCCAAUUUUCCCUGUUCGACCUGCUCUUCGACCUACUCACAGUCGCGUCUCGAGCGUAGAUGGUGUGUCUCAUGCAGAGAAAGUGGCCCCAGAGCGAUACCGUCGACGAAGUUUGGGCAACAUGGACUCUGCAGCUAUUCCUAACCUGCAACUUCCGCUACCCACCCCGACUUCUUCAUCGCCCCAACCAGGCUCAUACGAUUUCAUUUCGUUCGACUCGAAUCCCCGACCGCACUCAUCGCACUCCCGUCGGGAUAGCUCAGGAAGCAUCCACUCACGACGUUCUUCAGGUUCUUCGGCUCGAGCUGGGUCCCCGGACUCUAGUUCCGUGACUAGCAAGACCGGAAAGCCGGACGAGAAGAGAACCAGCAAGCCUUCGCCCCUCUCCCAACCCGCAGCCACGUCCCACGACGCGCCUACGAGUGGACCUGAAGCAACCCACUUUACGCCCUCCUCGCCACCGUUGGACUCUCCUGCAGCCAAGCGUCUUGCUGAACUGAAGAAUGUUGCUAACCGCCCCGGCAAAUCACGCUUGAGGCGUGCUUUCUCUUUCGGUAGCGCCUCCGAGCUUUUGAAGAAUUCCGGAGAGAGUCGUGCCGCCAAAAGAGAAGCCCUCGCUGCGGAGAAACUUCGUCAAGAAGCCUUGCUGGAGGAAUUGGGACCUGAACAAGCUGCCAUUGCCAUGCAACAAGAAGAGAGCGGUCUCGGCGAAAGCAUCUAUUCUCAUCAGGGUGGUUUAUUCUCUCGAUCUACCGAUGCCCUCUCAGUAUCAUCCACGGCGUCAUCGGCAUCUAUGAUGCUACGAAAAAUGGGCAAAGGUAUGAAGAAGGGUGGUCGAUCUCUCGUCGGCAUGUUCCGUACCAAGUCGGUUGCUAGUAUAAAGUCGAUCGAAGGCGCAGCUGAGCCGAUAGCUGCUCCUCAAAUCACCGUUGUCAAUGUCGAAAGAGACAAUGGCGAGACCGUUGCGGUGAAUCCCGAUCCGCAGGAAAUGCCUCGUGGUGGCACAGUCUUUCCUGAGACGCGCAAGAGCAUCGUGGGAAGUGACCGUGAGCGGGCGGAGAUCCUUGCAGCUGUCCGCAAAGGUAUUCUGAAGAAAACCCAUUCCGACUUUGGAAUUUCCUCGCCUGCACAUACGCUCGUCGCAGAUUCGCCGCAUUCCAGUGCCCCGACCACGCCCGAUGAAUCGACGCGGCCUCGCCCGAAUGACCACGUGAAAAUUGAGGGUGAGGACUAUUUCAUUGCCGAGGGCGGACGUUACACUGGUACGGAUGCGAAGAGUGCUCCGAUCACUCCCUCUGGUGUUGGAAGAAAUAUUGCCUUCAGCCCUCGCAUCCAAUUCCACGACACCUGGCCACCUGGCGAGUAUGACCGCCGUGGAGAUAUCGCGACCUGCAACCGCCUGACGCCUCUGCUGGCCCAGCAGAUUCGGGAGGAGAUUAACAACUUUAAAAUGGAGAUGGAGGUUCAUGAAAAUUCCAAGAUCUACACGCACUUCAUUUGA
Molecule: messenger RNA, 2154 nt
Organism: Penicillium maclennaniae
Lineage: Eukaryota; Fungi; Ascomycota; Eurotiomycetes; Eurotiales; Aspergillaceae
Exons: 5
Coding region: 1-2154 (717 amino acids)
Biological process (GO): actin cytoskeleton organization
Molecular function (GO): actin binding
Source: RefSeq, a predicted model, not a curated record